AUGGACAUAUUAGAGAGCGUGAACUUUAAGAAGGUACGAAGCAUAGCCAAAGUUGUCGGAACAGUGAUCACAGUCUCCGGAGCACUACUCAUGACUCUCUACAAAGGUCCAAUUGUUGACUUCAUAAAAUUCGGUGGCGGAGGAGGCGGCGGUGGCAGUGCAGGAGGAUCCCACGGUGGUGCAGUAUCAGCAGCUUUGGACAAACACUGGGUUCUAGGAACUCUAAUGUUGCUGGGAAGAACUUUUGGUUGGGCCGGUUUCUUCAUUCUACAAUCGUUUACACUGAAGGAGUACCCAGCUGAGCUAUCAUUAACGGCGUUAAUUUGUUUAAUGGGAACAUUAGAAGGAACCGCCAUAUCAUUGGUAACGGUACGUGACUUGAGCGCUUGGAAAAUCGGUUUCGACUCCAAUCUCUUCGCCGCCGCUUACUCCGGAAAAGGCAAAGACAAGAGAAUGAUGGAUGAUGACGAAAUUAGCAAAGGACUUCCAGUUAAGAGUCCGGUUAAAGUAGUGGACGCCGGUAAAGUCUUAGCCGGAGAAUCGGAGAUGAAAACAAAGGAAGGUCAGGAGACUAAUAAGGCUACUCAAGCUGAGAUUUGA
Molecule: messenger RNA, 600 nt
Organism: Eruca vesicaria subsp. sativa (arugula)
Lineage: Eukaryota; Viridiplantae; Streptophyta; Magnoliopsida; Brassicales; Brassicaceae
Source: the annotation of a GenBank genome assembly